UAAAUGGGCAAUAAUUCAUCACAAAUUGGCAAUGGAUAUGGAUACAGAAUCAUAUCCAUCGAACCCAAUUCAUUUGGGUCAAACCUCAGUAUAAAUCUUCCUAAAACAUUAUAGAUUUGGAAAUCUUUCUAGAUUAUAUAGUCCAGAUAAAAUCAGAUUCCUAAGUGAAUGCUCUCAAAUUACUCGAAAGUGAUGAGCCAAUAGAGUUGUCUAUCUUGAACAUUUUUUCUAUGGAAACCAGAAAAAUUUACAUUUCUGAGCCUCGAUCCACAAUUAAAUUGGGUCUUUACAUCAGAUACGAAUCAAUAAAUCCUUUGAUUCUUCACAUUACCAAGGUAUUAAAGGGUAGUCCUGCAGAAUCAAGUGGACUAAAAAGCAAUCAAGAUUAUCUACUAGGAGUUAAAUCUCAUAGAUGCUAAACAAUUGAUGAAUUCUCAGAUAUUGUAACAGGAUAAGCAUAUUCUAAAUAAUCAAUUGAAGUAAUCAUUAUAUCCAUCAUUAAGCUCUGCAUAUUUUCUCCAUUAACAAAAAAGUCACCAAGAGUUGUUGUAUUAGAACCUAAAUUCAAUUGGGGAGGACCAGGAGCUUUAGGAUGUGAAUUUGCAUCAGGAGCUUUGCACUCUUUCAAUUUUUCAUAGUUGAUUAAGCCUCAAGAAGGUGAUGAGAAUAGAGAAGUUCAAAACCACGAAGACAAUUAAUAAUUACAAAAUGAGGAAUAAAAAUAAAAAUAAUAAUCUGAAAAUCGAGUAUAAAAUGAAAUCAUAUUAAAUAAUUAAGAAGAUUAAUAGGUGGAACUUAACAAAUCAAUUUCAUUAGAUAAAAUUAAUGAUGCUUAAGAACAUUCCAUUGAUAAAGCAUUAAGUUUGAGUUGUUCAUAAAGUAAUUAAUAUUAUUAAUAUUAUUAAUAGUAAGUGAAUCAAAGUAGAAUACCAAAUCAUCAGUACAACAAGAAAAUUAAUAAGGUGUUGAUUAACAAUAAAUAAUCAGUUAGGUUGAGAUGAAGAAUUCUUAAUAGAUUGAUGAAAGCAGUAUUUUGGCUGAUUUAGAUAAUCAAUAGAAGCAACAAUAAAAUUUUGAAUAGAUCCAAUCUGAUAUUUUAUUGCCUGAAACACCCACUAAUUUUGGAAUUUCAUAGUAAGAUACUUAAUUUGAAAAUGGAAUUGAUGAAGUAUAUUAAAUUCUAUAUUUCAGUAAGGAGAGGUAACUAAAUUCAAGGGAGUGCUGAGAUUUUAGAAGGAAGGAUAAGAACCCUAUUUAGAAAAGGAGGAGGUCAAACAAAUAGAUCACUUAAAUAGUUCUUUCUAGUUAAAAAAUGCAUCGUCAGACUAUUCUCAUUUGGAGUAGAAUAAAAAUGAAAUACAAGGUAAAUCAAUUUAAUAUGUCUAAGUCUAACCUUAGUCAACUGUCUCUCAAUAGGACAAUGAAUCAAAGAAUGUGGUUGUGAAAUAUGUGAACUAAUUAGUAUUCAAAUCUCCAAAGAGGGAAUAAAUGUAUGUAGUCGAUAAAAAACUGUUGUUUGAUAUCUAAUUUGAAGUGCCAAAAUAUUAUGUAAAUAUUUAUUGA
Molecule: messenger RNA, 1563 nt
Organism: Paramecium octaurelia
Lineage: Eukaryota; Ciliophora; Oligohymenophorea; Peniculida; Parameciidae
Source: the annotation of a GenBank genome assembly